Stereum hirsutum FP-91666 SS1 is the source of this 1144-nucleotide messenger RNA. RefSeq lists its product as uncharacterized. The record is from RefSeq and is a predicted model, not a curated record. Gene Ontology annotation, biological process: mitochondrial translational elongation. Lineage: Eukaryota; Fungi; Basidiomycota; Agaricomycetes; Russulales; Stereaceae. The coding region runs from base 8 to 1057 and encodes 349 amino acids. The transcript is spliced from 2 exons. Gene Ontology annotation, cellular component: mitochondrial matrix. Gene Ontology annotation, molecular function: protein binding; translation elongation factor activity.
CUUGACCAUGCUCAGCUUCAGGCGACCGACGAGCUCGUUCACCCUCACCCGUGGUGCUCUCCGUUUCUACUCGACGCAGCCCCCAGAGAAACCGUCUCUGAAGCUCGUCGCAGAGCUUCGCAAACUCACAGAGGUUUCCAUCACAAAAGCCCGCGAGGCACUCAGCGCGUCGAACAACGAUGUGCAGGCUGCGCUUCAGUGGCUCGAGAAGGACAUCGUCGUCUCUGGCGCGAAGAAGGCCGCGAAGGUAGAGGGUAGGGAGACUGGGGAGGGCAUGAUUGGAAUCUCUGUGCUGUCGAGAGGAACGGGCUCGUCUCCCAGCGGUGUUCGUGCUGCGAUGAUUGAACUCAACUGCGAAACGGACUUCGUGGCACGAAACGACCUGUUCGGAAAGCUCGUCGCCGACAUCACACACACCGCCGCGUUCAUUGCAGAACCCGACUCGUCUUCAUCGAACGUGUUACGGCCAUUCGACCUUGACGCACUGCUCGAUGCACCAUUACUCUCCCCCAACGCGGUCGAAGCCCGAGCUCAGUCCACCGUCGGGUCCGCCAUCCGCGACACCAUCGCCAAAAUCGGAGAAAAAGUCUCUCUGAAGAGGGUCGUCACAGCCAUCCAACAUCCCGUCCCUCCAAAAUUCGCAUCAUCCUUGGGCUUACGCCUCGGUUCGUACACCCACGGAUCCGUGAACCUUCCCUCCCAAGGCCGGAUCGGCGCCCUCUCACUCCUCGCACUAAAAUCCCCUCGUCUCUCUACCCUCUUUGCCGACCCAUCCUUCCGGGAAGAGGUCGAGAAACUGGAGAGGUCCCUGGCCCGACAGAUCGUUGGGUUUGAAACGCAUACCGUCCGUCCGCCUACGAGCGAUUUUGAGGAGACCGCCCUGUACUGCCAGCCGGCGAUGAUGUUCCCGGGCGAGUAUUCAGGACAGUCCGUGGAGAAGUUGUUGAACAACUGGGUACAUGAGAAGCAGUUGGUCGUGGAGACUGAUGUGGCGGAGAGUGGCGGCGCGGAAGUGCUGGAGUUCGUGAAGUGGAAGGUUGGAGAGCCUGCCAAGUAGACCUACUGUUCGCCCUGCAUCAUUUUGUAUGAUAUAUCUCUGUAAUGAUCAACACACCACUCAACAUCUAUCUAUUUUCUGCGCAAA